Molecule: messenger RNA, 891 nt
Organism: Funneliformis caledonium
Lineage: Eukaryota; Fungi; Glomeromycota; Glomeromycetes; Glomerales; Glomeraceae
Source: the annotation of a GenBank genome assembly
AUGCCCCCAAAAAGCUCAACGACUAAUGUUAAUGAGAAAGAUGCGAAGUCAAGUGGACUUUCUUUGACAAUUACUCCUGUUACAGGAGCGGCUUUGCUAGUGUUACUUGCCGCUAUGCUAUUCUCAUUUGAUCAAUACAGAGAUACAACGGUUUGUGAACUAAUCAAAGGAAAUUAUGAUGACCAAACUGAAUGGUUUACUGCUGACCAUAAAAAUAAGGAAGAUUAUCUUCAGUAUGAACCAGGAACUUUUGUUUAUAGACACAUAUAUAUGGAACAAUUUGAGGAAGAAUUUGGCGUGAAACCACUAUACUUUCCCGUGAUUGAUGAAGAUAUUGCUGGCAUAUUGGCAAAGCAUAAUCUUAGAUUCCGCCUGGAAAAUUCCACCGACAUUAACCAAAAUACCGUCAAAGCGAUUCUCAGGGAAACCGAUAAUUAUGCCCCAAUUGUUGAAAAGAUGAAAUUUGAAGUUGGAAAUGGAACUUUUGUUGAUGAUGGAGGAAUUUAUAUUCGCUGGAUUAAUGAUAUUGUAAAAUAUGGCAUGUAUGCUGCCAAACCUUUCAAAAGAAGAGACGUGUUAGGAAUCUAUGCUGGAUUGGUAACGCGUCAACUCACCGACCUAGAAUAUGCUUGGGAAUUUAAUUAUCUUGUGGAAGCCAAAGAUGACGAAGGAAAGAAAGUAAGGAUUUGUAUUGAUGCGAAACACCAAGGAAACUAUAUGCGGUUUGCCAACCACAGAGAUAAACUUCAAAAUGGUGAUCAACUUUACGUUGUUUAUAAUGAUAUUUGGCACGUUCUUUACAUCGCACAAAUGGAUGUCAAGGUCCAUGAACAAAUCUUUGUCAAUUAUGGACAAGGUUACUGGGAAAACAAAAAGAAAUAUGAUUUCUAA